This is a messenger RNA of Nilaparvata lugens (brown planthopper), 2293 nucleotides long. RefSeq lists its product as uncharacterized. The record is from RefSeq and is a predicted model, not a curated record. The transcript is spliced from 2 exons. Lineage: Eukaryota; Metazoa; Arthropoda; Insecta; Hemiptera; Delphacidae. The coding region runs from base 28 to 1230 and encodes 400 amino acids.
CAAGUUGCAGCUGCAUCACUAAUUUUAAUGGGUAGUAUAAUGAAAUCAAAAAUAAAACGCAACAAACGACGUUGGUGGGUAAAAAGAUUAUAUGAGAAUAGAUUUCAGUACGGAAAUAAAUUGCUACGUGACAUCAGAUAUGAAAUCGACGAUCCAAACUUUAUUAGGAUGUCAAAAAAAGAUUUUGAUAAUCUACUGAAUUUAAUUCAACCAGUUAUAGAUAAAAGUGAUACUGUAAUGAGGGAAGCAAUUACUUCACAAGAGCGAUUGGCCCUAACUUUGAGGUUCUUAGCAUCAGGCGAUUCAUUUGUCAGCUUGCAAUAUCUAUUCCGAAUCUCAAAACAGAUUAUUUCUUAUAUAAUACCAGAAGUUUGUGAUGCUCUUAUCAAAGCAUUAAAGGACUUUAUAAAGUUACCAUCUUCAAGUGGAGAAUGGGAAUCGAUAUCAAAGGAGUUUGAAGAAAAAUGGAAUUUCCCCCAUGUACUGGGGGCAAUGGACGGGAAACAUGUCCAGCUACGAGCACCAUGGAACAGUGGCACUGAAUACUACAAUUACAAACAUUUUUUUAGUAUUGUGCUAUUUGCCUUGGUUGAUGCCAAUUACAAUUUUCUGUAUGUAAAUGUUGGCAGUCCUGGAAGAUUCUCAGAUGGGGGUGUUUUUAAAAAUACUGAGCUGUAUAGAAAACUAGAAAAUAGGACACUUAAUAUCCCCAGUCCAAAACCAUUACAGAUUCCCUACAGAAUAGAAGUUCCUUACUUCAUCUUGGGUGAUCAAGCUUUUGAACUUAAUGACUACACUAUGACACCAUUUAGAGGAACUCCACAUGCAGGUUCAAUUGAACGAAUAUUCAAUUAUAGAUUGUCCAGGGCACGCAGGGUAGUCGAAAAUACCUUUGGAGUGGUCAGUUCAAAGUUUGAGGUUUUGUUGAAGCCCAUACGACUUCAACCAGAAAAGGCCAAGAUUGUAGUUUUAUCUGUUGCAUAUUUACACAACUACCUACGAAAACAAACAUCUUCAAAUCAAUUGUACAUGCCCAGUGGAAUGGUGGAUAGAGAGGAAAGUGGAGAGUUAAUCCCAGGAACAUGGAGACAAGGACAAAUAUCUGGUAGCUUGAUACCACUUGGACAUACACCAAGAAGAUCUGGCAUUGCAUCUAAAAACAUUCAAUUACAUUUAGCUCGACACUUUUCUACAAAUGGCUCAAUCCCAUGGCAAAACAACUAUUCGUAAUAAAUAUUGAUUAUAGCACAAUAGCACUAAUACUUAAGUAGUAUGAGUACAUAUACUUGUUAAAUAUAUUUAGAUUUUUGUUAGAUUUUGGAUUUUACUAAUAAGUUGAAUUAUUUUAUAAAUGAUGGAUUAUUACAAUACUAUAGAUACCAUUCUUUAUUCUUAUGAAUUAGGUACUGACAACCAACAUUUGGACUCACUUUCCUCUAUAGGACUAGGCUAUAUACCUACUAAAAUUCUUAUUGAACAACAAUAAAAUUUAUCAAGUAGCUUACCCAUUUUUGAUUUCAUCAAAACACAACUAGUUUUAUUAGAGCCAUUUUUAAGUGGCACUAGUUGUAUUUCGAUAAAUAAUAAAAAUGGUUGAAUUUAUUAACAAGUUAUUUACUUGUUGAAUUUUACUGUGUUCCAACAUAUCGACUAAUUUAAUGAAAAUUAGUCCAUGAUUUAUUACUGCAUCCGAACCACAAAUGAAAUAAGCAAAUCUUACUUUACUUUCCAACGUGUCCAUUGUAUCUUUUGGAAUGCUCUUGUCACCAAGAAACUGCUUGAAAAGAUCGUAUGCAAACCACUUGCUUUUGUAAACGUCAUCUCCACCUGUAAAUUUGAAAGAUUAAUGAAAAUUAUGUUUUAUAUGAGCUUUAUAGUUUUUAAUAAUUUAAUCAAAUGUUAUUGUAGUGCUGUGAUUUUGUUGAUAUAAAUGGAAAAAAAUUAAGUGAAAAGACAAAUAAAGAUGAAUUAUUGUCCAGUUGCUGAGUAUUUGGCUCAAUCUUUUUUAGAAAAUAUAAUAAUAAAAUGUAUCAUUAUGAAAAAAUGUGAUGUCAGAUUUUUAACACAAUUAACUGUAAAAUAAGUUUAUAUGAAUUACAUUUUAAUGUUGUUUUGGACAAACAUUCUACAUUUAUAUUAUUUCCCUUAAUUAUACUUUGGAUAAGAAAUGUGAAUUAAAGUUGUGAGUCUUUAUAUUCAUGCAUAUUCAUUAAAUAUUUCCUUGCAUAAGGACAAAAGUUCAUGUUGUAUCACAUUUUUAUCAGUUUCAGAAUUAUAGUACUUGAAAAAGUGA